ACGUCCCCCGCACUUUUAGAAACUGGUGAUUCUGACCCCUGCUAUUUUUUUGGAUCCAGCGUGAAUAUUUCCGGCACCGGCAGUGUUCUCUGAUUUGUUACUUAGAUUUGAGUGAACUAACAUUCAGCCAAUCACAGAGCGAAUCAUCUCUUGGGCGCGUCUGCUAUGAGCUUCAAAUCUCUUGUUGGUGUUGUGAGUUUUCGUUCGUUCAUUCGCCGUCUGGGAUAAAAUGCACCCCAGAAAAAAAGCAAAGGACGAUUACAUCCUUUUUUCAAACACACACUGUAAGUAUGUUACAGUAUGUCGUGAUGACACGAAUCACGCGAUAAAGUUUUCAUGUUAUGAUUUAAACUACUGUAACGUCAAAAGACAACAGAACCUGUAUGGACCUCGUCACGUCGCGCCGGAUUCAGUGUGUUAAAUGCUCUCCUACUUGUUGCUUUGUAUAAAAGCGUCUGCUAAAUGAGACGUAACAAAUUAUUGGUUUCUGCUGUCUUUUGUUGCCUACGUGCUGCUCGCGGAGUAGAAUUAUCCUUUCACAAUAAAUCAAAUUUGUUUUGCACCGAAUAUCUUAAAAUACUUUAUCAAAUUUAAAAUAUAUAUUUUUUUAUACUUUAUGUAAAUAUUCUACUUUAUGUCCUAACUGGUCUGUAGGAAAGGCAGGCUGUGACGUCACUGACAGAGAGAGGGGACAGUUGCUCAACCUCUCCAGAAUGUGUACAGGUGAGAUUUGUAUAAAAAAAAGCAGAUUGACUAUUUUAAGGCAGUGUUUUCUUAAUUGGAACUGUUUGCCAAUAUUUUAAGGAAUUACACAUCAAUUUAAUUCCUUAAAACAAAAGAUCAACCAUCAAUCACCUUUAUUUAUAUAGUGCUUUUAAUAAUACAGAUUGUGUCAAAGCACUGAACAGUAUCAAAUAGGAGAAUAGAGUAAUUUAUAAUGACAAGAUUAAACACUGAAUUUCCAGUUUAAGGCAUUUUAUUAUUGAAUGCAGAGAAUAUUUUAAAUAUCAUAAAAUAUCUUUAUCUAAAUAAAGUAUAGAUGGUCUCACAUUGGUCUCAAAGUCCUGCAGUAUUUUUAAAUUUUGAGGAUGAUUUCACAAAAAUAGGUUCCUGUAAGCUAUCACGGCAUGUUCCCAAAAUUGCCACUGGGGUGCUGUAAAAUGCCAAUUGGUAUUCUAUUUAGAAUUUAUUAUUAUGAACAUCAGCUUUGGGUCACAUCACCAUACAGCUGUCCCCCCCACUUUUAAAAUGGCUGCUACGCCCCUGACUGGAGUGACUUUUAUUAUGAAACAUCUCGUUCGUGACAUUAGUUUCCGCUAUUUUACUUUCACUUUCACAAGCCGCUCGCUGUCCAUUUCUUCAUGUGUUAAUGCGCGCGAUGGAAUACCACAUUUAAUACAUGGUGUAUAUGUUAGAAAAUUCAGCACAACUGAAUGAUGCCAAUGGAUGUGAACAUUCAAAUACCAUAUAUAAAGAGUUCAGUUCUCCUGUCAUUCUUCGGAGACCCGUGUUUGUGCAUCCACCUGUAAAUGCGUGUUCCUCCCCCCCAAACCAGUUCAGCGGUAACCCCUGGAGCCGAUUCUAAACAUUUUAUUGGCCAUGUCAAUCACAGUAAUGAUUACCUACACCCCCAGUCACUGUAACUUCAGCCAACGAAUUGGUUGCAGGGCGGGGAUUUCCGCACAACAGUUCGCGGGAAAUUUCUUUAUAGAGUAUUGGCGCGCAAAGUGCAUGGAAAGCAUGGACGUGAUUUUAAGUUUUGUGUUUUUGUUUUUAUUUGCAGACGGUUCAUCUGGCACUAAUAGAGUUAAAGUGUCUGUGAUGGAGGGAGAUUCAGUCACUCUAAACACUAAUGUUGAAACAGACAAACAAGACGAUAUCUCAUGGUAUUUUAAUAACACUCGCAUCGCUCAAAUCACUGGAGAUCUCAGUUAUAGUUGUACAGAUGUUCAGUGUAAUGAAGGAACUGAGAGAUUCAGAGACAGACUGAAGCUGGAUCAUCAGACUGGAUCUCUGACCAUCACGAACACCAGAAACACAGACUCUGGAGAAUAUAAACUACUGAUCACCAGCAGCAGCGACAGUGAAAAGAUCUUCAGUGUUUCUGUUCAUGGUGUUUCUGCUGCUGAAAGAGAUGAAGUGAAGAGAAAGUCAGUGAAGGAGAGAGAAUCUGUUACUUUAGAUCCUGGUGUAAUAAAAAACCCAAAUGAUGAGAUGACAUGGCAUUUUAAUAACACACUCGUUGCUGAAAUCAUUGGAGAUCCAAGUAAGAUCUGUACAUAUGUUCAUACUGAAGAGAGAUUCAGAGACAGACUGAAGCUGGAUCAUCAGACUGGAUCUCUGACCAUCACAAACACCAAAAACACAGACUCUGGAGAAUAUAAUCUACAGAUCAGCAGCAGCAGCUUCAACAUAAAAAGGGGCUUCAGUGUUUCUGUCACUGCUGUUCCAGAUUCAGGUCUGUCUUCAGGUGCUGCAGCAGGAAUAGCUGUUGGUGUCUUACUGCUUGUGGCGGCUGUUGUGAUUUUUUGCUGCAAGCGUCAAAUAAGAAGAAAAGGAUGCAGGGAUGCAGCACAAUGAUCAGGCAGAUGGUGUUAAAGAAUUGUGCCCUAAUCAGAACGAGAUUUCACUGGUGGAUGAUGCCAACGAGACGUCCUAUAAUCAGACUGAGUAGAGGAUACUGACAAACACAACUAAUCAGUUGUCCCCUAAUCAUACUGAGAUUGAGCCUGAAGCUGCCAGUGAGACUUCAAUGUAACUUUCUUUUUUCUUCAAAAUUUAAUUGUUGUGUUUUUUGCCUUUUAUUAUGAGAAGACAGCGAGUAGACAGGAAGCAAAGAGGGAGAGAGGAGGGGGACAGGGUCAGGAAGGGUCUGCUAGCUGGGACUCAAACUUGGGUCACCUGAAGUUCAGUGGUUAUAUAUUUCAGCACACUACCCUUGAGCCUAUUGGUGCAGACACCAUGCAACAUUACUAAUUAUUUUGAUAUGUUAAUUGAAAUGGAAAAUGAGAAUAUGGAAAAUUUGAAUCCUCAAAUUUGUCAACCCUAACCAAUACCAAAAAUGAAAAUUAUGUGAAUUACUUACCCUCAUGCUGUAAGACCUUUGUUCAGUUUCAAAACACAUAUGCAGAUAUUUUUGAUGAAAUCUAACUUCUAUCUCUUCAUUGGUAAAGUAAAGAUAUUAUUAAAGUAAUCCAUGUGAUCUAGUGCUUUAACCUCAAUUUUAUGAAGUGACACCUGUGCUUCUUUGCACAAAGAAGACAUGAUUUACCACUUUAAGAAAAUAUUGACCUCCAUUCCAUUAGGGAGAGCACCACGCAUGUGUGUUGUGUUGACUCCAGAGCAGACACUGUUUUAUUUGUAAAUAAAAGGGUCGAUUGUUUUUUUGUGCAAACAAAGCACUCAUGUUGUUUCAUAAAAUUGAGCUUAAACCACUGGGAUCACAUGGAUUACUUUAACAAUAUCUUUCCUACUGUUGAGGGCCUUGAAUGUGCUAGUUGCGUUGCUGUCAGUGAAGGGACAGAAAGCUCUGAGAUUUCUCCAUUUGUGUUCUGAAGAUCUUACGAGUGUGAAACGACAUCAGGGUGAGUAAUUAAUGACAGAAAUUUCACUCUUGGAUGAGCUAACCUUUUAAGCUAUAUUGACAUUUCUUUAAAAGCUACAAAUAAACAGCAUACCACUAAUAACAUGAAGAACAAGGAAAUACUUAACAAGCAACAGAACAGUGGGGCCUUAACAUUUUUUAUUAUAGAGGUUUGUUAAAGCUGCUAAAUUGGCCCACACAGGAAGUUAGUUUUUGUUUCUUGUCAUUUACACUGUAAGAUCUAAUAAUGCACUGAUAUACCAGUUAUUUUGCCCUGUUUGGAUAUUGAAUCAUAACUGAUAGAAAUGACUGAAUUUGUUGCCAAGAUGGACACACAGCUGCAACACCUGCUCUUCACAGAAGUUUGUACAUGGAUGUGUAAAAUACUGUGAGGUAGUCAGGCAUUUGAAUCUGCACUACUGAUUUUGUUGGUGUUAUCACCGGUAUUGUUGUUAAUGGAGAAGACUAAUUAUGGUGCUAUUGUAACUAUUCGGUUGUUAAGUGUGACGUCAUGCUGCAGUGCUUCCGGGUCCAAACGCUCUUUCUCAUACCACAAGAAUACAACAAAUGGUGCUAAUAUACACACACGAUGUGGUGUAAUACUACAAAAAAUUAUAAUCAUAACCUUUAUCUCCAUACCAAAAUCCCAGAUGGCCAGACAGUGAUUAAUCUUUUAUAAAUCAUUAAAAUAUUAAUGUCUGUGACGCUGUGAGCACAGAGACUGUAAGUAUUUUUUUAAGUAUUGACUGUUUUGUAGACUGUAAGUGUUUUAAAUGUUUAAAUUUAAAAUGUUAAAUGUUUAAUAUGAAUAAAUAGCGCUCAUAAACGUCUGUGGAGAUGAUGGCAUUCUCAAGUGAAACGAGUCGAGGCUUGAACCCACUGACGGCGUUCCUCACGUCACGACUUAACAAGCGGAUAGCCUUUUUAACCAGCUUAAAUGGCAAACUGCCUGUGAUCAACCUUUUUUUUUAAAUUAUAAAAUACAUUUGUACAUUUUGUUUAUUUUUUUUUUACUUUAUAUCUUAAUUGUGUGACCACAAAAUUGAAUAAAAUGUUUAUGAAGUGCUGCUGAUAAUUUUCACUCUCUAAUAGGAACAAAACCUCUAAUGCCUCGCUUCUCUGGAAAAUAUUCCACAUAAAUGCUCACCUGAUCAGUUACUUGGCCUGUAAGCUAAGUUUUGUACUCCUGCCUUGACCCAUGCAACAUGCAGUGUGGUGAUUAAAUGGACAGUU
This is a messenger RNA of Megalobrama amblycephala (Wuchang bream), 4816 nucleotides long. Its product is annotated as carcinoembryonic antigen-related cell adhesion molecule 1-like. The record is from RefSeq and is a predicted model, not a curated record. The coding region runs from base 1600 to 2580 and encodes 326 amino acids. The transcript has 6 exons. Lineage: Eukaryota; Metazoa; Chordata; Actinopteri; Cypriniformes; Xenocyprididae.